AUGGCAGUGACCUUAAAAGGUUGUUACACCGUGAAGCCUACGGAGAAAACAUGGUGCGGACGCUUAGCUUUAUCCGAAUUGGAUCAAACAGAACAAGUAUCCCACGUUCCCAAAAUCUACUUCUACCACCCCCCAGAAAACUGCAAGUACCCCACCAUUGCUUCCACCUUGAGAGACUCACUGAGCCGAGUCCUGGUGCCGUUUUAUCCCCUAGCCGGUCGUUUACACUGGAUAAACAACGGUCGUUUAGAGCUCCAUUGCAACGCCUCGGGGGUUUCCUUCAUCGAAGCCGAAUCCUCAUCGAGUUUACAACAUCUCAGUGACGACUUUAACUUGUACCGCCUCCUUGCCCCCACCGUGGACUACACGCUCCCAAUUCACCAAAAUCCGUUGCUUCUGAUUCAGCUAACGAGGUUCUCCUGCGGCGGCAUCAGCAUCGGCCUCACGAUUUCACACGUGGUGGUGGACGGACCCAGCGCGUCGCACUUCAUUUGCGA
Messenger RNA from Cajanus cajan (pigeon pea), 497 nucleotides. NCBI's taxonomy places the organism in Eukaryota, Viridiplantae, Streptophyta, Magnoliopsida, Fabales, Fabaceae. The record is from RefSeq and is a predicted model, not a curated record.